AUGGCGUACGAGGGAAUUCUAGUGGGAAUGGGAAAUCCACUUUUGGAUAUUUCAGCUGUGGUGGAUGAAGAAUUUUUAGCCAAGUAUGGUAUUAAAUUGAAUGAUGCAAUUCUCGCAGAGGAAAAACACGUGCCCAUGUAUGAUGAAAUGUCAUCUAAAUACAGUGUGGACUACAUUGCUGGAGGUGCUACACAGAAUUCAAUCAGAGUUGCUCAGUGGAUGCUACAAAUUCCCGGUGCAACCAGUUACAUAGGCUCCAUUGGAAAGGAUAAGUAUGGCGAGGAGAUGAAGAAAAAUGCCAAAGAAGCUGGUGUUAAUGUUCAUUACUAUGAAGAUGAGUCUCCCACUGGUACUUGCGCAGUAUGUGUAGUCGGUGGCGAAAGAUCACUCGUGGCCAAUUUGUCAGCAGCAAAUUGUUACAAAUCUGAUCAUUUGAAGAAACCAGAAAAUUGGGCAUUGGUUGAAAAGGCCAAGUACUUCUACAUUGCUGGAUUUUUCCUCACAGUUUCCCCAGAGUCCAUCAUGCUUGUUGCUGAGCAUGCAGCUGCAAACAACAAGGUUUUCAUGAUGAACCUUUCUGCACCAUUUAUCUGUGAGUUCUUCAAGGAUGUGCAAGAGAAAGCAUUACCGUAUAUGGACUUUGUUUUUGGAAAUGAAACGGAAGCACGAACUUUCUCCAAAGUUCAUGGCUGGAAGACUGAAAAUGUUGAGGAAAUAGCUUUGAAAAUCUCUCAGUGGCCAAAGGCAUCUGGAACACACAAAAGAAUUACUGUUAUUACUCAGGGUGCAGAUCCAGUUGUUGUUGCAGAGGAUGGGAAAGUGAAGUUGUUCCCUGUAAUUCCGUUGCCGAAGGAGAAACUCGUUGAUACAAAUGGUGCAGGGGACGCUUUUGUUGGGGGAUUUCUGUCUCAGUUGGUUCAAGAAAAACCCAUUGAAGAUUGUGUAAAAGCAGGUUGUUAUGCAUCAAAUGUCAUUAUCCAGAGGUCCGGGUGCACGUACCCCGAGAAGCCCGAUUUUAAAUGA
Molecule: messenger RNA, 1023 nt
Organism: Fraxinus pennsylvanica
Lineage: Eukaryota; Viridiplantae; Streptophyta; Magnoliopsida; Lamiales; Oleaceae
Source: the annotation of a GenBank genome assembly